This is a messenger RNA of Fonticula alba, 3099 nucleotides long. RefSeq lists its product as hypothetical. The record is from RefSeq and is a predicted model, not a curated record. The coding region runs from base 46 to 2925 and encodes 959 amino acids. Lineage: Eukaryota; Rotosphaerida; Fonticulaceae. The transcript is spliced from 7 exons.
CUCCCUCUCUCUCUCUCUCUCUCUCUUUCUCUCCAGCCCCUGCAUAUGUUCUCCGGACACGCCCCUCAGGCCAGCCCGGCCGGGACCCUCCCCCCCGGAGGGGCCGGCCUGCGCUCGGUUGGCCAGCUGGACCCCUCGCUGCAGAACCUCGGCGCCUCGGCCCAGGCCACCUUUGAUGGCCAGACAUCCAGCCAGACCCCCCCAUCCUCCGCACCCAACCCGGCUGUCACCCAGGUGUAUGAUACCAUCUGGCGGUACACCGAGCUGCUCAUCCACCGAAUGUGCCUGUCAUUGAUUUCCUGCCAUGUCCCAGGCUGGCCAUCGAGCACCAUGGGCGAGGCCUCCGGCAAGGAUCCCUGGUUCGCCCUCGAGUUGCCGGACACGCUGCCCGAGCUGCGCACCGCCCUCCGCGUGACCGGCAUCCGGGCCUCAACCACUUCUGGGCGCUCCCAUCGGAAUCCCUUUUAUUGCAACUUCGAGCUGCUGGCCCUGCUCCCGCUGAACUCGGCCGAUCCGCACGACUGCUGCCCGGCACAAUUCAUCCCGGGCUUCAGCGUGCAGCAAUAUCGCGGCGGCCCGUCGUUGGACAUCCUGUUCCAGACCGAGGGCACCGAGGCCCAUCCAAGCUCGAGUGGGACCUCCCCGGGGGAUUCCCGCGCUGCCAAUCCCACCGGGGCCUCCUGGGUCCCCUCGAGCAUGCGAGCCAUCUCCCUGGAAAGCUGGUCCUUCUCGCUGGCCGCCUCCUCGAAGGAGCCCUCGGCCAGCCGGAUCAUGGAGGACUUCCCGGCCGGGGCCCAGGCCUCAGAGCAUCCGGAAGUCCGCCGUGUCUACCGCAUGUAUCGGUCCUGGCUGCGCGGGCUGCAUGUGCUGGCCCGCGCCCAGCCAAGUGGCCGCCUGGCCCGUGGGUGUCCCGGGGCUGGGGUCUGUCAAGAGGUGUGGUCAUCCGAAGGCCUGCACGACCCCCUGUGCAGGCCGACGCCUGGCUCGAGUGCCGAGCCGCGGCCCCGGUCGGCCAGCACCGGCACCGGGGCUCGGGCAGCCCCCGCCGGGAUGGCUGCCUGCUCCGGUGCCUGCCGGCUCCUGCUGAGGGUCAUCGGCCCGCAGGGGUCUCACGUGCUGUCGCUGGACCCGCGCUCGCGUUUCACCUCGGACCAGCUGCAAUCGCUGGUCAGCCAACGGCACAUCAUCGGUCUGGACUCUUCGGCUCCAUUGAACCCGAAGUUGUCCAAGAAGAUGGCCGCCCACCUGCAGGUGGACUCUGGGUUCAACCUCCUCUCAUUGAGCGUCUUCCACCGGCCGAUUGCCGGCAUCACGCCACAUAUGGCGGUUGAGCGGCCGACCACUUCACUGCGACCGGCGUCCCGUGCCCUGCCCAUCGGGCCCGGGCGCCGGAACGGCUGUCCCGGCUGCUCGGCUGCUGGCGAUGGCUCACUUGGCGGGCCGGCCGGUCUCGAAGGCCACCCUGGCAAUGGCAUGUCCGGCGUGUCGCCUGGCUGUGCGAUGUGCGUGGCGCUUCCCCGCACCCCCCAGCAGCACCAGCAGCAACAACAACAGCAACAGCACUACUGCAAUGGCCCACAAUAUGGCACCCCGGGCAGCUCCUACGGCGGGGGGUCUUCCAGUGGCAACCUGCGUGCACCCUCCUCACGGCCGGGCUCCUUCGCGACAUCGGCUCCCACGUCGGCCGCCGGUCCGCUUUCCCUUCACCAGCUGGGCUCUGUCGGUGGCCCGGGCGGAGUCAUUGGCGCCUUCUCCUCGCAGUCUGGCUUCGGGACUCACUCGACGCGCAUCAGCUCCAUCGGCACUGGUAGCAUUCGCCUGUCGCCCAGCUCACCGCUGCCCCCGCCGCCGGGCGCCGGAGUCGGGCUGGAUCCAUCCUUCCGGGAUCUCUUUGCCGAGCCGCUGCAGCCCAUCAUCCCACGCGGGGGCGCUGGCGGCGGGUCGCCCAUGCGCGUGCCAGCAUCAAAUGCCCACAGCCAGCCACACCACCACCAUCAGCAGCAGCAGCAGCAACAGCAGCAGCAGCAGCAACUGCCCCGGUCCGGACUGUCCCCAACCGACACGGGCCCCGGCCAGUCGAUCCAGCUCACCUUUAGCUCCCACGAAAAUGUCAUCGUCCGCAGUGUGGAGCUCCCUCACUCGCCGCCGGCUGGCAUGGCAUCCAUGCGGGCCGGACUGUUCCCCACAAUCGAUUCGGAACUCUUCUCCCGAGACGUACAUGCGGCCUCGGCACCGACGGCCCGCGGCGUGAGUGGCUUGACUCAGGCCUUCCAGCGUGAACGCAUGGUCAGUCCCCCGGGGGGCAACACUGGCGCCAACGCCAACGGCGGCGGUGCCGACCCGGCGGGGCCCCAUGCUGGCAUCGCCAUUAGCCGGCCGGGUGUUUCGGCUCUGCAUGUUGACUCUGCCGGGCUGGCUGUCCCGCCACGCCAUGCCACCCCGCCCUACUACCCCUCCCGGGGGUCUGCCGGGACCCAGGCCAACGGCAGCAGCAACAGCAGCAGCCCUCACACGCCAUAUGGCGGUGGAUCGUACCAGCCGGCGCCAACCCUGCCCCCCGCCGGGAGCUACUCUCCUCGGUCGUAUCAGCCCUUGGCCGGCGGCAUGGCGGGUGCCACGAUUUCGCCGGCCUCCCACUCGCGCCCGGUAUCCUCCAUCACCACCGCCGGGUCGCACAUGUCGACACCGGCAUCGCAACCAUCGCGGCCGGGGAUGUCCCCGCGUAGCCCUGGUGCCGAGCGCCCGGGGCAGAUAAUCCAGAUGGGCUUCAGUAUUAGCCCGGUGCGCCCGUCGGAGUUGGCGCAGCGCCCGGGUCCGGCAGCCACCUCUGCUGGUUACACCCACCUGGCUGCCACCGGCCGACCUGAGCCGAUUGCCCCUGGUGACGAGCAGGACGAGGGCUUUGAUGACAUCUCGGAUUACUGACCGGCGGCACUCUGGCGCACCCGAGGCGUGGACAAGCCCCGGUGAAGAGCAGCCAGUCCACUUUGCCCGCCUCUCUCUCUUUUUUUCUCUCUCUCUCUCCCCUGCUUCCCUCCCCCCAUGUACUUGUGAUUUCCCUUCCCCCUUCCCUAAACAAUAGAUAUUUCCCCCUCCCCC